AGUUUCCUCGACAGGAGGCGGCCAAAUGGGUGGUCAACCCGUGGAGCAGGAAUUGGCCACAAAAAUGCUUCAAAUCCAACACAAGAGGUUUUAUUUGGACGUCAAACAGAACAGAAGGGGUCGUUUCAUUAAAGUGGCUGAGGUCGGCGCCGCCGGAAGAAAGAGUCGAUUAUUAUUAGCGAUGUCUACGGCCGCAGAAUUUAGAGACCAUUUAACCGCAUUCAGCGAACUCUACGCCUCUUUGGGUCCGCCCAAUCCGGACAACCUUCCAGAAGAUGGGAAACUCAAAUCCGAAGUUAUGGUCAAAGAUAACCGAAGAUAUUAUCUCGACCUCAAAGAGAACAAUAGGGGAAGAUUUCUUCGCGUCUCGCAAACCAUCUCAAGAGGAGGUCCGCGCGCGCAGAUCGCGAUUCCGGCGCAGGGGAUGAUUGAGUUCAGGGAUGCGUUGACGGACUUAUUAGAAGAAUUUGGAACCGAUGAUGGAGGUCGGGACGAAACUACCGGUUCAAGCUUUAAAGGAGAGUUACCCGAAGGCAGACACAUGCGAGUGGAGAACAAGAAGUUCUUUUUCGACAUCGGACAGAACAACUUAGGCAUAUAUAUGCGUAUCUCUGAGGUUAAGAGUAACUUUCGGUCGUCGAUAACCAUUCCAGAGAAGUCUUGGUCUAAGUUUAGAGAUGUGUUCUCCGAUUACGUCGACAAAAUGUCUGAAGUGAUUGACAAGCCUUCGGGUGCGACGAAUAGUGGUUCUCAAAGUGGUGGCGACACUACCGGUGCCGCGCAGUCCAACACUGGAGCCGGUGGUGGCGGCGGAGGUGUGGCUAAUAUUACAUCCAAAUGAAGUAGAGUUUAUGAAUAGCUUUUGUGCAAAUUAUUUCUGUUACUACUAUUGAAAAACGAUUGACAAAAGACUUCAUUACAAAAACUAUUAGUAAUUAUAAGAAACACCACAUCUGAAGACCAGUUAAAGUGUUUGUACAGCGACUCGAAAAACAUAACAACAAAUUAAACACAUAUUAAAUCACAUAUUAUUUUGUUCGCUAACUUAUGAGAGAAAAAAUACUAUAAAUAGACUAUAGAUAUUAAAUUGAAUGUAAUCCCGGUUU
Medioppia subpectinata is the source of this 1106-nucleotide messenger RNA. Lineage: Eukaryota; Metazoa; Arthropoda; Arachnida; Sarcoptiformes; Oppiidae. The record is from the annotation of a GenBank genome assembly.